Messenger RNA from Thyridium curvatum, 1479 nucleotides. RefSeq lists its product as uncharacterized. Gene Ontology annotation, biological process: proteolysis. The record is from RefSeq and is a predicted model, not a curated record. Bases 1 to 1479 code for a protein of 492 amino acids. Gene Ontology annotation, molecular function: aspartic-type endopeptidase activity. The transcript has 3 exons. Lineage: Eukaryota; Fungi; Ascomycota; Sordariomycetes; Thyridiales; Thyridiaceae.
AUGAAAGCGGUCAUCGCAGUCGCGAGCUGGUUAUUUGCUGCAACAGCCACGGCGACCAAUGGCGUGGUCCAAUGGGAUAUUUCAAAGAGGCACAUUCUCAACAAGUUGGUGAGGAGGGCCGGAGCAACACUUGAGGAAGUUAUCAAGAAUGAGCAGACCAGGGGUGGCUAUUUCGCGACUGUGAAAGUAGGAACACCAAGCCAGGAACUCACGCUGCAGCUGGACACUGGCAGCAGCGAUGUCUGGGUUCCGUCAAAGUCGGCCAACGUUUGCGCCAAAAGGACCUCGCCAACCAGCUCCAAUUCUGACGGAUGUAAUUUUGGCACGUUCAACGCCGCAAACUCCUCAACUUUUGCCGUUGUUGGACAGGAUGCCUUUAGCAUUGCCUAUGUUGAUGGCAGCCGUUCUAGCGGCGACUAUUUUACAGACGUCUUUGAGAUUGCUGGUGCUAAACUGAACAACUUGACCAUGGGCCUGGGGAGGAAAACAGAUAUCCCUUAUGGCCUCAUAGGUGUGGGAUACGCCCUGAACGAGGCCAUCGUCGCCGGCACACGAUCUGCGUCGAGCGCCUAUCCGAACCUGCCAGUCGAAAUGGUCAAUGAAGGCUUGAUCAAGACAAACGCAUACAGUUUGUGGCUAAACGAUCUCGACUCGAGCAGUGGAAACGUCCUGUUUGGAGGGAUCGAUACCGCAAAGUACAAAGGCAACCUGACGCGGAUCAACAUCUACAAAGAUCCCCAGACAAAUGCCUUCACAUCGUUCCAGGUCGCUCUGACAUCAGUGACGGCCGAAAGCACUAGCGGGAACGAUGUUCUCUCUUCCCAGCAAUUCCCCAUGCCCGUCGUUCUCGACUCAGGUACAACUCUCUCGUAUCUACCCAUUGACCUCGCACGACAGAUCUGGCGCGAGGCUGGGGCUGUCUACUCUCCCGACAUCGGAAUGGCUGUGCUUCCGUGUCGGAUGGCGAACAGCAAAGGCCACUUCACCUUCCAGUUCGCCGGGCCUGGUGGGCCUAAAAUCAGUGUCGGGAUGGAUGAGCUGGUCUUGAGCAUUAAUGGCGGACCUGCACCAUCAUUCUCAUCCGGACCGUAUAGAGGGGAGGAUGCCUGCUCAUUCGGCAUACAAAACUUUAGCAGCGACCCCUUUCUGCUCGGAGAUACCUUUCUGCGCUCUGCGUAUGUGGUGUACGACCUAGUAAACAACGAGAUUGGUAUCGCGCCUACGGAUUUCAAUGCCACGGCAUCGAACAUUGUCGCCUUUGAGAGCCUCGGCGCAACGAUCCCCUUGGCCACCACUGCACCUAACCAAGCGCAAGUAACCGACACGCCAGCCUCUCUUACCACGCCUGGGUUUGCGGCAGCUUCGGGAUUUUCUGAGGGCACCGGUGGUCGCAAGAACGGUGCUCCUCUGACGAGAGCCUUGGACUGGAGCCAAGGAGUUCUUGUAGGGACCCUCAUCCUCUUUUCUUUGCUCUUUUGA